GUUCACAUUUUGCUUGAGGUGCUUUUCCUUAUUCGGAAAAUACGAGCGUGUUUGUACGAAAACCAAAGUCGAAGAGGUGAAUACUGAGCGUGAACUCGCUGACAAUAAGAACACACCGUAUCAAAAACAUGUAAUCGGCGCGUUGAUUGGACAGGCGCGGUCAUGUGACCUCACAGCUGAUUUACUAGCGUUAGAGGCUUCCGGGCUUCCCUGUCACUUCGCAGGAUCAUGAAUCCGCUCCUUCACGACGCGUUUCGAUUUAUCGCAACCUGCUGAUAUUUCGCCGGUGUAUGUGUGUUUCCCCCCCGCUCCCGGCUAUUCGGGCUGACCAAAAAUAUUAAAAAAGAGGGGAGAAAACAUGGCUCAGUCGGCGCACUUUAACGUCCUCGAUCUCAACACGUCGAUCAGAGUGGAGCACGACAGACAGCGGCGGCAGUUUACAGUUAGACUAAACGGAUCUCAUGAUCGAGCUGUACUGUUGUAUGAGUACGUUGGGAAGAGGACUGUGGACCUGCAGCACACAGAAGUACCAGAUGCCUAUAGAGGGAGAGGCAUCGCUAAGCACUUGGCAAAGGUACCGUCAAACAACCAUUCAGCUGCCAUGGAUUUCGUGGUGGAAGAGGGACUGAAGGCCCACCUAACAUGUUGGUACAUCCAGAAGUACGUCAAGGAAAACCCUCAGCCUCAGUAUCUGGAGUGCAUCCUUCACUGAUCUCCAGGAGAAGAGGAGAAGCUAUCAGCAUUUCCAGGGUUGGGGGUAGGGGCUGGUUGUAGGAAUCUGGGUGGGCUUGGGAGGGAAGGUCAUAGGAAUGGGGUGGGAUGGGCAUGUUUACAUAAUGAACAAGAGCGCCGCAAGGUGCGCACCUGAGAUCCCACAACGUAUUUAUUUGCCAGUCUGAGACCCACAAACAGAACAGAGGGCCAAGAAUAGGGACGUUCUUCUGCCUUUAAUAUGUUGGUUUUCAUGUCUGCCUACAUCACAAAGUAUGAGGGCACACUGAAACGGGACAAAGUUUACAUAUCCACGAGAUUCCCGUACAGGCUUACAGAAAGCUAAGGAGAUGUUAUUCUAAAGGGCUAAUUGACUAAAUACAGUUUUCUGUUUUAUUUUCCUGCCAUUAGCCUGUGUUUCCACAGGGUCCUUCAUUAGCACGCCGCACACUUCAUGAUCCACAGAUUGCUCACACCAGCCGAAUGCACUCUUCAUGUUUUUUUCUGUUUUUUUUGUAUGAGAACUUUCACCUGAUGGAGACCCAAGCGAAAGCCUUGAGUACAAUGUACCUGUUCCAGUAAGCAAAGUGAACAUUUGUUCGACCUGCCGUGGGCUAAUUUUUCCUGCUAGCAAUACAAGAUGGACGAUUGAGUCGGCUGUCACGCUCGCUGAGGUUCUAACGUUUAGAGCUAGGUGCUGUUGCAGCUGCAGGUGUGCAUCGCAGGUUUCGAGAAGGUCAGCUCAGGAAGCCUUUAAGGGGCAAGGCGCUGCUGAGUGAAGGCACAGGCGUCUGAGAGACGAGGCGAUGACUGACAUGCAAGACUCUCAUACCCAAUAAUGUAACGUGAGGGAAGUUGGCUUGAGUAUGAAAAUCGAAUUUCACUAAUGUCAGCUUGGCCGGAGAAGCGCGAGCAAGCUGCUUUCACCAGUUCGUUUUUCGAGCGGUAGGCUGUUCAUGUGUGUGAGGCCUCCGUGCUGACAGAUGGAUAUGGACACAUAUUUUCAUGGCUGGAAAAGCUCACAAUGCAGUGAAACCACAGACAUGCUGUCGUCGUCGUCGUCCCCCCGUCACACAGGACCUUUGGCACCUAGUUAACCUUACUCAGGAAAGAGGAGGACAUUUGCACUGAAACAUCAAUGGGGAAAAAAAACCUUUAAUUCUUUGUGUCAAGUCUUUUUUUAAUUUCAGUACUAAUAAAUACUUUUUAAAAGCUG
Brienomyrus brachyistius is the source of this 1927-nucleotide messenger RNA. RefSeq names its product protein NATD1 (gene natd1). NCBI's taxonomy places the organism in Eukaryota, Metazoa, Chordata, Actinopteri, Osteoglossiformes, Mormyridae. The coding region runs from base 359 to 712 and encodes 117 amino acids. The transcript has 3 exons. The record is from RefSeq and is a predicted model, not a curated record.